GAGGGUGUCCCGGGCAGAGCCCAGUGCGGGGGUCCCUGCGGUCCUCCCGCUGGUGGAGGCAGAUCCGCCCCCAGCUCUGCAGGGAGGGGGGUGCGAGGUGACCCCCCCACGGGGGUGAUGCCGGGCGGGGAGGGUCAUUACCGGGUAGCUGGUUAUUAGCGGGCGGGAGGUGGGUUAUUACCUGUACGCUGGUCAUUCCCGGGCGCUGAAUUCCCGGGGUGGGGGUCAUUCCCGAGCGGUGGGUCAGUGUCGGUGUGGGGGUCAUUCCCAGGCGCUGAAUUCCCGGAGUGGGGGCCAUUCCCAGGCGGUGAUUCCCGGGGUGGGGGUCAUUCCCGAGCGGUGGGUCAUUCCCAAGGCCGGCUGUGGGUUGCAGAGCUCCCGUCCGUGGGGCCGGACAGGCGCAUCCUCCCCAUGCGGGCAGGAGCCGGAGCUGGGCCAUGAGCAACGCCACGGCCCCCACAGCCCCGGGCGCCGCGGGGGACUCGCUGGUGGGCUCCGUGCUGGGGCCCUUCCUCUUCUUCACCCUCCUCGGCGCCCUCCUGGCCGCGGUGAUGUACGUGAAGAAGAAGCGCAGGUCCGACCGGCUCCGGCACCGGCUGCUGCCCAUGUACAGCUACGACCCGGCCGAAGAGCCGCCUGAGUCGGAGCAGGAGCUGCUGGUGGAGGCUGAGGAGGCUCAGGUGGUGCCCGGCUGGGGGAGACCCUCACCCCCUCGUCCCCCGCGCAGGGACUGGAGGGCCUGACUCUGCCUGGAGCACCGGGACCGGAUCCUGCCCGCGGGAAGGGAGGGACGAUGCUCUCAGCACUGGUACCAUCAGCCAGGACGUGCCCGCAGUGGUGCCACAAUUCCACAGCCACUACCCCCACCUGAGCACUGACCAGGACCAGACAUCUCCCACCUCAGUGCCUGGUUUUCCUUUUUUUUUUUUUUUUAAUUUUUUCUUUCCUUUUCUUGGACUUCGCCAGCAGCCCCUUGGAAAGCUCCAGGAGGGCCCACUGGGACUGGCAAGGAGCAGCAGGCUCUGCCAGCACGGGAUGCCUGGGGGAAGACAGGGUAAAUAAACGUGUUUCUGCCUUG
Pseudopodoces humilis (Tibetan ground-tit) is the source of this 1078-nucleotide messenger RNA. It is a transcript of the gene SMIM29, whose product is annotated as small integral membrane protein 29. NCBI's taxonomy places the organism in Eukaryota, Metazoa, Chordata, Aves, Passeriformes, Paridae. The record is from RefSeq and is a predicted model, not a curated record.